ACCUCUGCAGGCCCGCAGGUCAAGUACCAUCAAUCCUGAUUUCGUCACUCUCUUCACUCUCUCUCCUACUCUCACCUUCGCCUCGCGAUGGCGCCAGCAACUCGCAGCCAAACGCUGCGAGAAGCGGCCGCCACAAGCACUGAUCUCCCACAGCACAACCUCGCCGACCCACAACAGCUCAACGACACAAUCCGCGAACGAACUACUUCCUCUCAAACAAGUCGUGCGAAAUCGAGCACCGAAUCAAUUCGCAUGCUACGAAUACGAUACCCGGAUACUCCCCCGAAAUUCAUCAUCGACUUAUCGCUCCCGCCUGAACAACGCUAUCUCGAAGUCUGCGCAGUUUUCGAAGAGGAAGUGAAAGGUCUCGUACCGCUUUUCGAUGAAGUAGUUAGCGGUUUCCUCUACGGUGUACCGCUGAAAUGGGUACACUUCGUCUCCCGGACAUUAAUGCGAAAAGUCUACGAGAAAGAUGAGAAUCGAGAAUUAAAAGGUAUCAGUCAGGCGGCUGGUGUGCCGAUGUACUUGCUCGUAUGCUUCAAUGUGCUGUUGGAUUUGUUCAUGGGUUGUAGUAGUGGAGGAGCGGCGGUGAAGAGCGGGGAUGGAAGUAAGAUGUUGCAUUUUCGGACACUAGAUUGGGGAAUGCCUUCUUUGAGGAAAGUUGUUGUGCAGUUGGAUUUUCAGAAGGAGAAGGGUGGGCCGAUUGUGGCUUCGAGUUUGACGUAUGCUGGGUAUGUGGGUGUGUUGACUGGUGUGAAGAAGGAGCUGAGUAUGAGUUUGAAUUUUCGGCCGUAUCGCGUUGAGAAAGGGCAGUUAUGGCCGGAUACGAGGUAUUAUUGGCAUUUGUUCAUGGUGUUGAUUGGGCAGAGGAGAAGCAUAUCGAGUGAGUUGCGACAGUUCCUGCUGCCGAGGAAGAAGAAGCAUCGCUGGCGGUCGAAUCUGCGAGAAGAGUGGGAAUCAUGGACGUAUGAGGAUACUGUGAGGACGAUGUCAUGUAUGGAUAAGAAGCAGAAACCGAAAAGGACGACGGCAUGUUAUUUAUGCUUCAGUAAUGGAACCGAGACAACAGUGAUCGAGAAGGACUACAGGACAUCAGUUUCGAGAAGCAGCAGAGAGAUCAUCGUGGUGACGAAUACAGAUCAGAACAGGCCCGACAGUACAGACUCUCAGAACAGUACAGCUCCACUGAACGGAGCUGGAAAUCACCAAAACAGCACAACAACAACUCAAGAAGUAUCAACAGAGAAACCUAACUCUCCCGGCCAUCCCCCAGAUCAAACCGGCAUGGCAGCACUCUUAAAAGAAGCAACCGAACGUCAACAAUGCGCAGAAGACAACUAUCAACGAAUACGAAUGAAAAAAGGUGGAUGGUGGUCAUCAACAGCAGAGGAAGCAGCCUUCCAACCCCUCGUAACAGAAGAAGAAAUUGUCGAAUUAGUGCAAAAGUAUCCCACCACGAAUGAAGAAACGCAUUUCGCGUGUGUUAUGGAUCCGAAGAAAGGUUGUGUCAAGUGGUGUAGACGCUGGGUGAAACCUGUUUCUGGGCAGUGGAUUGCGAGGCAUAUGAGUGAGACGCUUUGAGGGCUGCACAAUCGUAUCCCACCAAAUAGAAAAUCUUGGCUCUAUGUGACCCGGAAGAGCG
Cercospora beticola is the source of this 1642-nucleotide messenger RNA. RefSeq names its product acid ceramidase family protein. Gene Ontology annotation, molecular function: hydrolase activity, acting on carbon-nitrogen (but not peptide) bonds. NCBI's taxonomy places the organism in Eukaryota, Fungi, Ascomycota, Dothideomycetes, Mycosphaerellales, Mycosphaerellaceae. The record is from RefSeq and is a predicted model, not a curated record.